This is a messenger RNA of Capsella rubella, 8171 nucleotides long. RefSeq names its product small subunit processome component 20 homolog. Gene Ontology annotation, cellular component: nucleolus; 90S preribosome; small-subunit processome. The transcript is spliced from 30 exons. NCBI's taxonomy places the organism in Eukaryota, Viridiplantae, Streptophyta, Magnoliopsida, Brassicales, Brassicaceae. The record is from RefSeq and is a predicted model, not a curated record. Bases 117 to 7982 code for a protein of 2621 amino acids.
UUUCGGAUUCCUCUGCGUAUAUUUCGUUUCUAAGUGUUGCUUAAUUUUGCAAAAAGGAAAAACCGGAGACCUUGCUGUCGAGGGAGUUUUCGAAACCCCUUAACCAUUCUUUGAUCAUGGGAAAUAACAGACAUAAGUUCAAGUCUGUCAAGCAGAGAAUCAAUGACAUUGAAGUCAAUGUCUUUAGGAGUCUCGAUAAGGUGAAGGCUGAGCCUUCCAAAGGUUCCACAUUUUUCAGGGAUUGUCUCCUAGAACAGAGGGAACUAAAUACAGCAGCACAUUUUAUUUCGUUUUAUGAAGAGAUGUUGCCGUUUGUUCAGAAUCUUGAGUUGAUUAUCUUGCAAAAGGAAUUAAUCUUCUCAAAACUUGUCUCUGGAUUACAAAUGGAAGCAAAAUUUUCUCUGGAAGCCUUUCUCAGUUUGCUUGCUGCUUUAUCGAGAGAUCUCUUGAAGGACUUUAUUCCCUUCCUUCCACGUGUUGUUAAAUCCUUAGUGACUCUUCUGCAAAAUGGUGGUCAGGAAGAUUCAGAUAUAUUUGAGCAGACAUUCAACUCAUGGUCUUGCAUAAUGAGAGACCUACAGAAGUAUCUCAUAUGCGACAUCGAUAGUAUUCUAAAGGAUACAUUGGAGCUGAGGUAUUACCCCAAUGACUCUAUCGUAAAAUAUAUGUCACUCUCGAUGUCCUUUUUGUUGAGGAAUGCACCGGUUAAGCAACUUGAAAAAGGGAUCAAGAGGAUUCUUUCUGAAGUUGCAGAUCCACCGAAAAGAGCUGGAGGAGCUACUUUAUUAUAUUAUGUUAUGAGAAAUACCAAUGAGAAACUCUAUUCCAAAGCUGUCGAGGUUAUGAGGUUCUUGCUGAAAGAUUCUACAUUAUCCCUUUGUGAAAAAUCUCCUCAAGGUUCUGGUAGUACAGUAGAAGUCGUGAGUUCAGCUUUGGAGAGAUUAUGCAGGGAUUAUAAAGUAGAAGAAUUAAGUGUUAUCUGGAAUUGCUUGUAUCAGGAGAUAAACAUAUCAAUCUUGAACCAAAAAUCUGUUCAUUUAAGCCGACUUUUGACUGUGCUUACCUCAGCUGUUAGGAUUAAGAAAGGUCUCAAGGUUCAUGAUUACCCAUCAUUGAUUGGAAUCGUGAGCCAAAUUGUGUCAACUGUUAUGGCUUCCUCUGAGGUCUUUGUCCUUGAUGAAGUUUUGCGGCUGAUAUUAUGCACCAUCGACAAACCCAUGUCCGUUAGUGAAAUGGAAUCCGUUGCUUUUCAAUGGGCUCCCAUUUUUUCCUUGAAGAGUUCAAGUUUGCUGAUUUUUUUGCGGGAGUUGCUACAGAAGGAUCGUUUAAUAGUGAAAACCUUUACAAAUGAUAUAUUAAGUGCAAUCAACAAUAUGAUUUGGGAGUCGUCUGAGGAUGUGAUUCCUCUGUUAUUAUCAUUGUGUGAGAGCCAACAAACAAGUCAUGACAAGGUGAACAUUGUAGCUGAACUGUUUGAGAGUAGAUACGAGAGAAUUCAUGAGUUCUUGGAAGAGAAUAUAAAGAAGAUUCAAAAGAACAUAGAGGAUACUGGAUUAACUCAAAUUGACAAGGCUGAGUUGGCUACCGUUUGGGGAGUUGUCAACUGUUAUCCUUUUUUUAAAGUGGAUUCAUCAUUACUGAUUUGCCUUAAGAAUACUCUCAGACAGCAUUUGGCAGCCUCAGUUGCAAACACUUUUAGUGGUCAAGAGUUGAUGUGGCCGAGCUUACUUGGUGCUUCUUUGAGGUCAUGUCACAAACUCUGUUCUCCUGGAGUAAUCAACCACAGUGAUCUAGAGGAAGCUUUGAGUCUUGCUAAGUAUUACAAGUCAUGUGUACAAGUUCUGUCUCCUGUGGCCGACUAUUUAGACUUUGUGCACAGGCCUCUAUUAGCUAAUGAGGAUAGCUCCCAGGCAUAUCCAGAUCUUCGAGCAGAUAAGGCUGAAGAUGCUUUUCACAUAUUUUCUGAAAAUCUGCGUCACUCAAACAAAGACAUCCGUCUUUUCACUCUAAGGGUUUUGUGCCAUUUUGAAAAGUUUUCUUCUAAUUCUUCUUUGGCAGAGCAUCCUCCUAAGAAGAAAUUGAAAUCUGAAACGUCUCCUCCAAAAGAAAAUGUUCUGAAGUUAUUGCAUACAGUCGAAGAGUCCCUUCACACAGUAUCAACCGAAGUGGAGUUGGUCAAUUUGAUUAAAGAUAUCCCAAUGGAUUUCUCUUCUGGCAGGAUACAUGAGGCAUAUGUGCCUCUUGUAUUCAAUGGAAUGAUCGGACUAUUUCAUAAUCGGUUUUUUAAAUUUUGGGAGCCAGCAUCUAAUUGCCUAGCGUUUCUAAUGGAGAAGCACACAGACACGGUGUGGACUGAUUUUGUUCGCUAUUUGGGCCAGUGCCAAGUAAAAUUCCAAACACUCCACAAUCAUAAUGAGAGUGAAAAUUACAGCACUUCAGAGAAGUAUACUGAAAAUAUAUCUGAUCUGAUGGACCGUUUUAAUUUAUUUGUAUCUUCCCCCUCUGAUACACCUACUGCAACAGUGGUAUCACUGUUGCUCAAGACAUUGCAAAAUGUUCCCACUAUUGCUAACUCUCGGGCUUCUGAAAUUCUCCCUUUGUUAUUGGAAUUUAUGGGAUACAACAGCGAAAAUCCUGUGAGGGUCGGAUUAUUUAAUGGCGAAGCUUGUAAAGGAAAUGAGUGGAAGAAGUUACUUGUACAAUGGUUAACUUUGGUGAAGUUGAUGAAAAAUCCAAGGUCAACUCGUUUUAGUCAAAUGCUUUAUGACGUUCUGCAGAAUAGGUUCCUGGAUGAUGAUGAUUCUGACAUACAAAUGAAUGUUCUAGAGUGCCUUAUGUUGUGGAAUGACCACUUACUCCCACACCAGAAGCAUUUGAAGAACUUGAUCAAAGCAGAAGAAAUGAGGGAAGAGCUCACAACCUGGAACUUUUCCAAAGAUAUUGAAGAAGCUCACAGAUCUCAUUUUGUUUCUCUUGUCAUUCGCAUUCUUAUGCCAAAAGUUAGAAAAUUAAAGACUUCGACUUCUCAUAAGCAUAAAAGAAGUAUCCGUCACCGAAAAGCGGUUCUUUGCUUUAUAUCUCAGCUGGAUGUGGAUGAACUUUCCCUGUUCUUUGCGUUGUUGAUUAAGCCUUUGAACAUCAUAUCAGAGGAAACAAUGGAAUUUUUUGGGAGCUCCGAUAAAAGUUCUCUGGAUUGUUUCCGAAGGUCGAAUUUCCUGAAAUGUUUCAAUGCUGAAACUAUUUCAACGUUAUCCAGGGAGAAGAAAACUGGGUUUCUUCAUGUCAUCGAACAGAUUCUGGAAGUUUUUGAUGUGUUCCAUAUCCAACCGUUUCUAGACUUUUUGAUGGGAUGUGUUGUUCGGCUAUUGGUAAACUACGCUCCAAAUAUCGAGGAAGAAAUGAACAUUAAUAAAGAGACUGUUUCAGCAAGUUACGACCAGGCUGGCACUUCGUUGAAGCAGUUUAAAGAGUUUAGAUCCUUAUGUCUGAAGAUUUUUGCUCGUGUUCUUGACAAGUACGAGGAUUGUGAUUUUGGCUCAGAGUUCUGGGACCUCUUCUUUUCAACAGUGAAUCCCUUAAUUAAGAGUUUUAAGCAGGAGGGUUCUAGUAGUAAAACACCAAGCUCAUUGUUCAAAUGCUUCUUGUCAAUGAGUAAAAGCCGCAAUCUCGUGACCUUCUUAUGUCUAAAAGAGUUUCUUCUUCCAGACAUUUUCUCAAUUCUAACAGUCACCACAGCUUCAAAAGAUAUUAAGUCUUCUGUCUUAAAGUUCAUAGAAAAUCUACUCAGUCUGGAAAAUGAGUUGGAUGAGGAUGAUCAUAUGAUCAGAGGAUUCUUAGAUCCAUGUAUCGACGCACUUAUUACCAGCUUGCAUUCUCUUUUCCUUGAGGAUAUAUUGAAAAGGAAAUCAGUCAUGUAUCAUGGAAAUAGAGAGAUUAAGAUUCUUAAACUAUUGUCCAAGCAUAUGCGAGAUGGGUCUCAUGUUAUGAUGUAUUUGGAUGUCUUGCUGUCUUUUCUGGAUAAAAGUGUGAAAGAUUCUGACAUUCAUCGUGAGGCGUUGCUAGCCAUUCAGGACAUCACACCGUCGCUUGGGACUGAGAGUACCAGCAAAAUUAUUACUAUAGUCUCUCCUCUGCUUGUUGAUGCUGAAAGUAAAGUUAGAUUAUGCAUUUGUGAUCUUCUUGAAUCCCUUGCAAAAAUCGACAUUUCGUUGGAUCGUGUGGCAAAAUGCGUCCGCGAUAUGAAUGCCAACUCACCCAUGGAAGUUGAUGACCUUGACUACGAAAAGAUAAUUGAAGCGUAUGGGAAGAUUGACGCAGAAUUCUUUAAUAAAUCCUCAGAGCAGCACGUGAUGAUCAUACUCUCACAGAGUAUAUACAACAUAUCAUCAGAAGAGCUUACGUUAAAGGAUAGCGCACGGAGCCUCUUGUGUUCUUUCAUUGAAUUUUCAGCCUCAAUACUAUGCCAAGAGGCUGUGGCUCAGUCUGACAUUAUCAAAGAGGUUAAAAAAUCAAAUGCAAGCUGGACAGGAGAUCGUGUAUUAUGGAUUAUCAAUAAAUUUAUUUUGAAACACAUUGGAGAUGCAGUUAAAAGACGACUUUCGAUUGGAAAGGGGGGAAUUCUUUUGAUACGCAAAAUGGUGGAAAAACUUCCCGAUGUCGGAAAUCUUGCUGCAUUCAGACCUUUAUGCUCAGAAAACAACGAAGUGGAUUUCUUUAAAAACAUUUUUAGCAUUCAGGCAUGUCGUAGAGCAAAUGCAAUUAAACUUUUCACAAAGGUGAUCAAAGAUAGCAGUCUGCCUGAGGGAGUAGUGAGAAAACUUUUGGUCUCAGUCUUUUUCAACAUGUUGGUUGAUGGACAAGAUGGAAAAGGGAAAAAUGUUCAAGAUGCAUGCAAAGACGCCCUUGCAUCUGUAUCUGCUCAUAUGAGUUGGACGUCGUACUAUGCUCUACUGAAUCGGUGUUUCCAUGAGAUAAACAAGCAUACCAAUAAGAGAAAACUUCUGCUACAGCUUAUCAACUUGAUUUUGAAGAAUUUUCAUUUUUCAAAAGAUGGUUUCACACAAGAAGCUGCAGAGAUUAGGAGUUGCAUUGAGAAAAGCCUUUUCCCAAAGAUACAGAAGCUGCUUAAUCUUGACUAUGAAAGUGUGAAUUUUGACAGCUAUGUAGCUGCGGUGAAAGUUUUGAAGCUUCUUCCCAAGGAAAUAAUGGACCCACAGCUAGACUCUUUAGUUCCUAAAAUUUGCAGUUAUUUGAAGAAUGGGCAGACUAGCAAACGUGAUAAAGCCACACGUGAUAAAGCCAGAAAGGCUUUGGCUGCUUGUGUGGAGGAACUUGGGCUAGAGUACCUGCAAUUUGUUGUAAAAAGUUUGCGUGCUAUAUUAACACGAGGGUCUGAGGUGCAUGAGCUAGGAGACACUGUCAAUUAUAUCUUGUCAAAGUGCCUGUCCAAUCCUACGGGUGGGGAGUUAGAUUAUUGUUUGGAAGAUCUCCUUGCUGUGGUGGAAGCCAAUAUCCUUGAAGAUGUUGAUGAACAGAAAGAUGAGUUAAAGACGGCAUCAAAGAAGAAGAAAGAAACAGUAAAACGCAAGUCACUUGAGACUCUGAAAUUGAUUGCUGUUAAUGUAACGUUCAAACGUCAUGUGUUAAGGUUACUUUCUCCAGUCACAGCUCAGCUGCAGAGGCCUAUGACUCCAAAUUUAAAGACGAAACUGGAAGAGAUGUUAAGGUAUAUUGCAGCUGGUAUUGAAGGCAAUCCAUCUGUUGAUCAACAAGAUAUUUUUUGUUUCAUUUAUGAUGGUAUUAACAACAGGAUUGGUCUUGGAGAUCAAGGGUCUUCUCCACCAUCCAAAAAGAAAAGGAAAUCAAGAGAACUGCAAAAGACUGCUGGUGCUAAGUCAUGUCCAUAUCUUAUAACCGUGUUUGCUCUUGACUUAUUGCACAACAGACUGAAGAAAAUAAACCCCAACAAUAGUAAGAUUGAAGAAGCGCUGUUGUCGAUGCUGGAUCCUUUUGUCAAACUACUUGUUGGGUGCUUGAGCUCUAAGUAUGAAGAUGUUUUAUCUUUAUCUAUUAGAUGUUUCACUCAGUUGUCAAGGUUAAAACUGCGUUCCUUGAAAUCUGAAGCAGGGAAGGUGAACACAGCACUACUAACUAUUAUUGGUCAGUCUGCAACGAGUUCCAGUACUCCUCUUGUGCAGUCAUGCCUUAAGCUGUUAAUAGUUUUUAUCGAAUCAGGAUAUCUCACUUUAUCAUCUUGGGAGUUGCAAAUGUUGCUUCAGCUUCCCAUGUUUGUUGAUCUGGAAUCGGAUUUGUCUGAGGAUUCAUCUGUUACCUCUUUGUCACUUAUCAAGACCAUUGUGAAAAGGAAGCUUGCAGUCCCAAACAUACAUGAUAUAGCAGGUCAGGUAUUAAAGUUGAUGAUACAGACUCAGUCAGACCUAACCCGCAAGAAUUGCAAGGAAUUACACUUGGAGUAUUUGGUCCAUCAUACACUUUCUGAGAAAUGCCUACAACGACAUGUUAACAUUUUGCUGAAAUAUCUGAGCUAUGUACAUUCAAAUGGAAGAAAAGCAGCUCUUGACAUGCUUAAAGCGCUUAUCGAGAAACUCCCAAGACCUUAUCUUGGAAAGACGUCGUUUCUUGACCAGCAGUCUCAAAACUUCUUUCUUCAGCUUGCUUGUUGUUUGGCAACUGAUGAUGAUAAAUACGUGCUGACCAAGAUUGGUGAUGUGAUAAAACUUCUGAUAGGUCGCAUCAGUAAGGAUCAAAUUGAUUCGAGCCUCGAGCACUGUCUAGUUUGGUAUAAGCAGGAGAAAUCAUCUGCUAUAGGUGCAGAGGUACUAGGGUUAUUCAUUGACGCUAUGAAGGCACCAGGAUUAUUUAAUAAAGCCACUAAGGAAAUAUUGCGGAAGCAUAGCUGCAGUAUAUUGCAGGAGGCUAAAGUGAUUUUAGAGUCUACUCUACAGUUGCAAAAUACGGCUGAGGAAGGCAGUAUUCCUUUCUGGAAGGAAGCUCAUCGUUCACUGGCUAUGAUAGAGAAGAUGCUCCAGCAAUUUCCCGAUUUGACUUUUGGAAAAGAUUUAGAGGAUAUUUGGAAAUUGGUGUUUCACUUGUUGCUGCAUCGACAUGAAUUGUUACGCACUAUAUCAUGCCAACUCCUGAAUUAUUAUUUCAAGGCAUUAGCUGGGAGGGUAAGAGGAAAAUCUCAGAAACUAGUCGCUGAUUCUCUUCUUGGGAAGCCAAGUAGCCUCUUCAGGGUAGCUGUUUCUCUUUGCGUCCAGUUAGAGGAUCAAAGCAGCACAAGGAAAGAACAGGAAGUUCUGAUCAUUACAGAAAAUAUUGUUUUUGCAGUCUCUGGUCUUCAUUCGAUGAUUGGACAAUCUGAUCAUGAGUUCUGGCCUAGUCUUGACAAUGAUGAGCAAGUGGUGUUCCUCAAUGCCUUUAAAGAGCUUGGAUCAGGGAAAGGGAAGUCUAUUUUUUUGGCUCUUGCUUCAGGCGAACACAGUGACAAGGAUGUGAGAAAUGUAUUGAUUGGGAGUUUGCUCAAAAGAAUGGGGAAGAUCGCUCUUGAAAUGGACACUCUCCAGAUGAGAAUUGUGUUCAAUGUCUACAAAGGCUUUGCCUCACAACUGAAUCAAGAAGAGUGUCGUCUAUACGCCUUCAGAAUCCUGCUCCCACUGUACAAAGUUUGCGAAGGAUUUACUGGAAAACCCAUCACAUGUGAGUUGAAACAGCUAGCGGAAGAGGUAAGAGACAGUAUAAGAGACGAGAGCUUAGGAAGCCAAACGUUUGUGCAAGUUUACAGAGAAAUCAAAAAGAGUCUGGAAACGAAGAGGGAGAAGAGGAAAAGAGAAGAGAAGCUGAUGGCAGUAGUAAACCCUGAGAGAAACGCAAAGAGGAAACUCAAGUUAGCUGCAAAGAACAAAGCUAACAAGAAACGAAGGAUCAUGAGCAGUAAAAUGGAUAGGUGGGCACGUUCUUGAGCUCCCAUGAUCACCACAUAACCCAUAUUUGCUUAUGUUGAGCCAUUUCUUGCAUUUGUGAUCCAAUUUUUGUCUGCUACAAAUCCAAACCAUUGCUAUUAACUUGUUUUUUACCAGAAUAAUUUCAAACAAUUAUUUGAUUACUUAAGUUUAAGGUAAUGAUAUAUCUAAAAGUAAUUUGGUGGGUUA